This is a messenger RNA of Symbiodinium natans, 1242 nucleotides long. NCBI's taxonomy places the organism in Eukaryota, Dinophyceae, Suessiales, Symbiodiniaceae. The record is from the annotation of a GenBank genome assembly.
AUGCGAGAUGUGCCCCUGGUGCCCACCGUAGCAAGGAUCAGCGACGACCGGCAGAGACUGACCCGGCAGCGCAUCGAAAACACGUUGUGCCACUCGCGCGCCAUCCAGGCCGAGGUCAUCAAGUACCGCGAUCGCGUGUCCGGCAAGCUGGUCGAAGCGCGCAUUCCGUCAGCGGUGCUGGCUUUGCUCCGACUGAGGGCUUCUUGCAGUGGGAAGCCUGUCUCAGAUCUCCGUCUCGCACGGAUGGCGGCAGAUGUGAUGGAGGAGCACGCCUUCGACCCCGUGCGAGCGGUGGCGGCCCUGUCUCCUUCCUCGAUCCUGUGCCCGACGGGAGCCCUGCGCGUUUUGGGCAGCGGCUUUAUUGGCACGGUGUUCCUGGAAGAGGAGACGGGGGAGGUCGCCAAAGUUAUGCUGGACGACUUCGCCAAGAAGGAGUACGACCUUUGCCGUGCGUUUGCCUCUGCACGCCUAGCACCAUCGCCGAUUUCACUGGAUGGCCCUUGCUGCGUUCCCGGCGGAGAGCUGUACUGUAUUCGAAUGGAGCGAAUCACCAACACACUCCACGACGUUCUUUGCGCAAAAGGCUGCCGGGGCCUCCGCCACGGCCUUGCGCCGCCCGACGCGGGCGUGGCGAGGAGGAUCGGCUCCGCCAUGGUCCAAGCCUUCCAGGACAUGUUCGAUGCGGGGCUGGUCCACGGCGACCUGCACUUGAAGAAUGCGGGCUUGAAAGAUGUGGAGUCCAAUCCGGCGGUUCAGCUGAUCGACUUCGGGCGUUCUGCCAGCAAGGCUGCAUGUACAGACAAGCCUUGCAAUGAAGCGUUCCGCGCCGGCCACGAGUACGACGUGUGUCGAUUUGUUGUGGAGCUCUGCGAGGCCUUUGACGGGCUGCAGUACGACUUUGAGAAGGUUGUCCAGGAGUGUCAGAAGGAGCUCCGAGAGCUGAAGAGGACCAAGGAGGCUGCGUCGCCUGUUGCCGAUUGGGAGCUACACCAUGCCCGGCAGAUUGCAGGCCUACAGGCCUUCUUGGCGGAAGAGCCCAAGGGACUGGAGCGGGCCGAAGCCGCUUUCGACGCGGUGUUGAGCGUGGUGUUGAGCUAUGCCAUGGUCCGCCUGGAGCUUCCCGUGGAGGGGGCGGCCUCCGUGCGAAAUCGCCGCAUGCGCCAGGUCUGCAAGAAGCGGGAGACGGCCAGCCACAAGGUGUACUUCAAGUCGGACUUGUUCUGGUCCGAGGAUUUGGGCUGA